AGCCCAGCAGGAGGCCCCAGCUCAGCCUUCAGAGGAGUGGAACCUUCUGCGAGCCAGGAGGAGGCCCCAACUGAGCCUCCAGGUCCUCCUGUGGAAACUGAACGUUCCCCCGGUGAGCAGGAGCAGCCAGCUCAGCCUUCUAUUUCUUCUGGGAAGGCUGAAUCUUCUCCAGCCCAGCAGAAGGCCCCAGCUCAGCCUCCAGAACAUCAUGAAGUGACAGUUUCACCUCCAGGUCACCGUCAAGCUCAGCAUUCAGAUUUGCCCAAUGUCACUAUUAGGCCUCCAGACAUGCAGCUCACUAUAGCAACAGAGCCUACUGCAGAGGUGGGAAGUUCUCCAAUCCACCAGGAGGCUACAGCUCAGCUCUCAGGGCCAGGGAAUGAUGUAGAACCUUCUGCCACCCAGCAUGGCGGUGCACCUCUGCGUCCAGAGUCAUCAGAAGAUGCUGGACCUUUAGCAGGUCAACAGGAGACUUCAGUUCAAUCUCCAGAACCUGUUAAUAAUGAGAACCCCUCUCCAACCCAGCAGGAAGCUGCAGCUGAGCAUCCACAGACCCCUGAGGAGGCUGAGUCUUCUCCAGCCCAGCAAGAGGCCCAACCUCAGACUCCAGAUCCCCCUAAGGAGGUAGAACCUUCUCCAGUCCAGCAAGAGUUCCCAGCUGAGCCACCAGAGCCCCCUAAGGAGGUUGAACCAUCUGCAACCCAGCAGCAAGCCUCAGGUCAUCCUCCAAAGUCCACUGAAGAGGUCAGUCCUCCACCACAGCAGGAGAUACCAGCUCAGCCAUCAGAGCCAGCUGAGAAGGUCGAACCAUCUCCAGUCCUACAGCAGACCCCAACUCAGCUUUUAGAGCCACCUAAAGAGGUAGAAUCCUCUCCAGUUCAGCAGGCAGGCCCUGCUCAGUCCUCAGAGGCCCCUGUGGUCAUAGAACCCUCUCAGACCCAGCAGAUGGCCCCAUCUUCACCUCCAGAGCUCCCUCAGGAAGUGGAACCAUCUCUUAACUCAGCAGGGGGUUCCAGCUCAGACUCCAGAGCCCCCUGUGGAGGCAGAACCUUCUCCAAUCCAGCAGGAGGCCACAGUUCAGACUCCAGAGCCCCCUAUGGAGGUAGAACCUUCAAGCCAGCAGCUGGUCCCAGCUCAGCAUCCAGAGUCACCUAAGGAGGUUGCAGCUCAACCUCCAGUGCAUGAGAUGACAAUUCCAAUAGCAGGCCAGGACCAAGCCCAGAUUCCAGUAUCACCCAGUGUCACAUUUCAACCUUUAGACCUGGGACUUACCGUCACUCCAAAAUCCACUAUGGAGGCUGAGUAUUCUACAACCCCAAGGAAGACUACAGCUCCUCCAAAACACCCUGAGGUGAUGCUUCCACCUCCUGACCAGG
Messenger RNA from Pan troglodytes (chimpanzee), 1376 nucleotides. RefSeq names its product leucine-rich repeat-containing protein 37A3-like. The transcript has a single exon. The record is from RefSeq and is a predicted model, not a curated record. NCBI's taxonomy places the organism in Eukaryota, Metazoa, Chordata, Mammalia, Primates, Hominidae. The annotation marks the transcript as partial.